Messenger RNA from Oryza brachyantha (malo sina), 1306 nucleotides. Its product is annotated as calcineurin B-like protein 1. The record is from RefSeq and is a predicted model, not a curated record. The transcript is spliced from 8 exons. Gene Ontology annotation, biological process: calcium-mediated signaling. Gene Ontology annotation, molecular function: kinase binding; calcium ion binding. Lineage: Eukaryota; Viridiplantae; Streptophyta; Magnoliopsida; Poales; Poaceae. The coding region runs from base 266 to 907 and encodes 213 amino acids.
UCGAGACCGACGCGUCGCGCACCAAACCCCAACCUCCUCAACUCCGCCUCCGCCCUGCCACCUGCUCAAUCGUCCCCUCACUCCGCGCUCCGAUCCGCCGCCGCCGCCUCCUCCUCGUCCACGCGGCGCCGGCGGGGACUGACGUGCCUGGGCUGCGCUACCCUGCGCGUGCGUGCGUGCGUGCGUGCUUUAUAGUGGGGGAAGUGGGGGUGGAUCGGGUGAUGUGAGAUCGGCCGCGGCGGGGGCUCGGCUACUCCGGCGGGUCAUGGGGUGCUUCCAGUCCACGGCGAGGCGGCCGCGCCCUGGCUACGAGGACCCCGUCGGCCUCGCCAACGAGACCGCCUUUAGCGUUAGUGAGGUGGAGGCUUUGUUCGAGCUGUUCAAGAGCAUCAGCGGGUCCGUCAUCGACGACGGGCUCAUCAAUAAGGAAGAGUUCCAGCUUGCGUUGUUUAAAAACAAAAGGAAGGAAAAUCUUUUCGCUAAUCGGAUAUUUGAUCUUUUUGAUGUCAAGAAAAGGGGGGUCAUCGACUUUGGUGACUUUGUUCGAGCUUUAAAUGUAUUUCAUCCAAACAUCCCAAUGGAAGAGAAAAUUGAUUUUUCCUUCAAGCUAUAUGAUAUGGACAGCACAGGAUUUAUUGAACGAAAGGAGGUAAAACAGAUGUUGAUUGCUCUUCUAGGUGAAUCAGAAAUGAGAUUAUCUGAUGAGAUUAUUGAGACAAUCCUUGACAAGACAUUUUCCGAUGCUGAUACUGAUCAGGAUGGGAGAAUAGAUAGAACAGAGUGGGAGAAUUUUGUCUCAAGGAAUCCUUCUUUGUUGAAGAUAAUGACUCUUCCAUACCUCAAGGACAUAACAACCACAUUUCCCAGUUUUGUGUUCAAUUCCGAGGUUGAUGAUCUCGUCACAUGAUCGCAUUUCCUUUACCGAUGUACAGUUAACAGAAAACAAGGAGUUAAUUUUAUGAGUGAAAAGAGGUAGAACAUUUGCAGAUGCUACUAUUAUAAGGAGUAUAAUUGCGCAGCAGCUUGGAAGCGUAUAUCAAGUUCUUUUGUUUGGGAAUAGUAGUAGUACUGAUUCCAGUAAUGCUGCCGUCACAGAAUAUAUUAGCGUUGUUUUAAUGUUGUUGAUUAGAUUUGGGAGUUAAGCAUGCAGAAACCAGAGAUGUAACAUUUGUAUGUUUGGGACUUGCAGUUUCCAACUGCUUGCCAACUAUGUAACGGCUUAUUCUUGUCACAACUCACAAGUUGACCUGCUACCGUAUUUAUCUAGUACUAGUUGUUUGCCCAACAUGAGUGAACAUUCCUUCCA